Neoarthrinium moseri is the source of this 2565-nucleotide messenger RNA. RefSeq lists its product as uncharacterized. Gene Ontology annotation, molecular function: zinc ion binding. The record is from RefSeq and is a predicted model, not a curated record. Bases 1 to 2565 code for a protein of 854 amino acids. NCBI's taxonomy places the organism in Eukaryota, Fungi, Ascomycota, Sordariomycetes, Amphisphaeriales, Apiosporaceae. The transcript has a single exon.
AUGCCUCCGCCGCAGGACAACGCCCGCGUGGUCCUUCUGAUCAUCCUCCUACUCUGGGUCUCGACCAACGACAACGGCGCCGGCUUCGUCCAGGCGCCCUCCCAGACCAAGGCCCGGCUCGCGCGGCAACGCUACGCCCACGGCGUCCUCAACAGCACCAGCUGGGGCGACUUCGCGCCGCGCCUGGCCGACGUAGAGCUCCCGCCCGACGAGCCGCCGCGCUACCUGAACCUGACGGGGUUCCGGGAAGAGGACAAAUACGCCUGGGACGAUCUCGGGCGCUUCAGGAACCGCUGUGAGGAAUGGAGCCGGAAUGCCGUGGGCGACCCGACUGUCUCUGCGCCCGUCUGGCAGAAUGUGUCGGGCGUGGUUCGCGGGCCGUGGGCCAGGAGGGAGACAACCGUCUCGAGAUACCAUUCAAGCUACAAUUUGAGCAAUAUCACUCCAGAGGUCGAGUGGAUCGGCUGGGCCGCCGAUUGGAGCAGGAAUAUCACUGGCAGGGAGGGCAAGAUGAUGGUCCGGAUCCAUGAUAAUCAAGACGCGGGCACAGAGCCGAGCGAGGAAGCACUCCACGAGAAGGGCCUUCUCCUACCGUCCGAGAUCAGGGCUAGGGCCGUCUCUGCUACUGUGACGGUCGACGAUGAGGAAGGGUCCGGAAGCAGCAAUGAGAUGAGGCUCCACGGCGUCCACUGGCCACGACAAGGAGCAUUACUCCUGACAACAACGAGCGAGAAGUAUGCCGGCAUAUUCGGUCUACCGCAUCUCACCUCUCGCCCCGAGUUCUUCGAAUCCAGUCAGGCACUGUUAAACAGGACGCUCGACGAGGUGCUACAGGCCAAAGAGAAGCGCUAUUUCACAGACCAUGGAAACCCAUGGGGCUCGAGCCUUGACGGUGCCAGUGAAGCACUUGGGCCUUCGCCGCAUUGCGAGUAUGUGUUUUAUGUACAAAUUCACCCUCCAAGUAACGAGCUCCUCAGGGUGCAACCCACGCUCACCGGGCCUGAAAACGUGGCCAAAGCCAUCGAGGAACUGGAGCAUGAACUCAGGUUCCCACAAGGUGCUCCACAGGAGGGCUUACCAAGGCUCCAGAUGUCUGCAGUCGUCUACUCCCCUGACUGUGCUUUCAUGCUCGAGACCAAAGGCGCGCCAGACUACCCACCCACGGAGGGGCGGCAUCUGGAGGGCUGGAAGCAGGAGCAAUGGCUACACAGCGUCAAUACUUGGAUGCUCGGCUUUGCCGUCGUCAUAUUCUCCCAGGUCCAGCUACUCAAAAGGCAGAUGAGAGAAGUCUCCACGCCAUCAACGCUAGGGAGGAUCAGUUUCUACACUGCUUGCAUGAUCCUGUUAGCCGACGGAAUCAUCUUUGCUGGCUCUGCGGCUUGGAGUCUUUCGGCCUCAACUACGCUUCUCCCAUCUCUAGUCAUCACUGGUGCCGCUUGCUUGGCUACGACAACGGGCAUCUUCUUUCUGGGAGAGAUCUUCAGAGUCCAAGAGCCCGAGUGGCGAAGAAGGGAUCGGGACAGGCAGGCCACGUCUACCAGCAAUACGCCACGACCGCCAGCUACUCCUACUCCUACCGGUAUACCUGGAAUAAUCCCCGGGACCGUCCCCAAUACUAUACUCUCUACGGCUGCCCGGCGUGCAAACCCGCCGCCGCCGACACCGCCCAUCAUCAUCCCAUCGGAUCAGGACAUUGAUGCUGAGAUCCAGGAGGUGACGAACAACACAGGACCCAUCUUGCCUACAACCGCUCCUAAUGCCACCAAUAAUCAAGCCGUCAGCCAAGCCACCACUCUGAGUAGCAUAUUUGGUCGCAUCAUCAUGGUUGGCAUAACCACACUAUUUCUUACCCUCGCCGCCAUCACCUGGCGUCCCACUCUCCGCUCCAUAUACUUCAACAUUCUCGCCUUUACCUACUUAUCCCUCUGGACCCCGCAGAUCUAUCGCAAUAUCUACCGCAACUGCCGGCGAGCCCUCUCUUGGCAGUUCGUCAUCGGCCAAAGUGUAUUGCGCCUCCUCCCCAUUGCCUACUUCUACCUCCUGAGGGACAACUUUGCCUUUGCCAUACCGGACCGCAAAGCGUUCGCUGUGCUGGCCGGCUGGAUCUGGGUGCAGAUCUGGAUCCUCGUGGCGCAGAACGUCCUCGGGCCCCGCUUCGGCAUCCCCAGGGGCUGGAUGCCCGAGGCCUGGGAGUACCACCCAAUCCUGCGCGAGGACGGCGUCGAGAGCGGCGGCCUGCCCAUCGGGCUCGUGUCGGACUCGUCGGGCACCGCACCCAGCUCCCCGACCCUCGAGCGCACGCGCAGCGGCGGCGGCGACGCCGGGCCGCGCAAGCCCACGCGCAUCCACGCCAUCGACUGCGCCAUCUGCCGCGAGACCCUCGAGGUCCCCGUCAUCCGGGCUGGCGAGUCCGACCCUUCGGGCGGCGGCGUCGCCGGUGUCUUCGCCCGCCGCGCCUACAUGGUCACCCCCUGCCGCCACAUCUUCCACAGCGCCUGCCUCGAGGGCUGGAUGCGCUUCCGCCUGCAGUGCCCGAUCUGUCGCGAGGAGCUGCCGCCGCUGUAG